Molecule: messenger RNA, 1401 nt
Organism: Humulus lupulus (European hop)
Lineage: Eukaryota; Viridiplantae; Streptophyta; Magnoliopsida; Rosales; Cannabaceae
Product: protein BREAKING OF ASYMMETRY IN THE STOMATAL LINEAGE-like
Exons: 4
Coding region: 282-974 (230 amino acids)
Biological process (GO): regulation of asymmetric cell division
Source: RefSeq, a predicted model, not a curated record
AAUUAAAAUUUAUUAUAUAUAGUAAUGAGAAAUAGAUAUAACUAAAUUCAAAAAAAAAAAAGUCACGGUUAUGCUCAUAAUAAAUGACUCUUGGUUGUUCCACACUAGCAAAAUAAUAAAAACAAGUUAAUAGCAUUUAAUUAUCAAAUUUCAAAAACCCAAUGCUUAAUUGGCAAUCAAAUCAAAUCGUGUGAAAAGUAUCAUCUUUUUCUUUCCUUCUCAGUUUUCUAGAUAUCCAAACACUUCCUUAAGUUUUCUAAGAGACAGAUACAGUAUUGGAAAUGAUAAACCCAACCCAAGUCAACUGGAGUCACCUCACACAUAAAAGAAACGAUAAUGAUGAUGAAGAGGGAGAGAGAUCAUCAAGAGGUGAUCAUAAGAAUAUUGAUCAAGAUAGUCAUCAAAGAAAAUUCUCUCACCACAGAAGAAUCAUAAGUAGUUCUGAUGAGGACUCAAAUUGGCCUAAUUUUGCAGAUGAAGACUAUAUCAUCUUCUGCUUUAGAGAAGAUGGAGCUUUUCAAGUUGUGAAGAAUAAUGGCAACAAAACUGAUAAUCAUGAUCAACUACCAAUACCAUCUUCUUGUCUAGAUCAUCAUACUUCUUCUUCUUCAAGAAAUUCCAGACCCGUAAAUAGAAAGAAACAGCUUAAUUACGGAGACAAUACCAAAACAGUGAUGAUUGAAAGGUGUAACAAUGAUCAUGAGAGCUUAGCUGGGAAAUUAUCACAUGAAGUCUACCCCAAGAAUUAUGGUCACAAGAUGGUAGAGGAGAACAUUUACUUAGAUUCAAAGUCGGUUUAUGGUGGCAAUUUUGAAGAGCAUAGACACUCAUCAAAUGCUAGCUCAAGUUCUUUUGCUUUCCCUAAGUUGGGUUGGGAGUGGACGGGUAGUCCAGAGAAAAUGCCAAAAUCAAAAAGACUCUGCUUAAGAAAACACAAGACUCGUUGUGUAGUCUUUCAGUGUUGUAAAUUUUAGAAUUUCUUAUCUUUAUUUUUAGGACUUCUUGGUAAAAUGGCAUAUUUUUUAAAGUUAUUUUGCACUUUAGCCUAUUUUUAAUAAUUCUUUGCAAAAUGACCUCUCAUAAUUUAGACAGGUAGUCGAAAAUUUAGACAGCUGGUCGAAAAAUUUAGACAACUGGUCGAAAAAUUUAGACAACUAGUCGAAUUUUAGACAGAUGUCAUUUUGCAAAAAAUUAUCAAAAGUAAACCAGAGUGCAAAACUACUUAAAAAAAAAAGCUAUUUUCACCCAUUUCUCUUAUUUUUAAGUGUGUUUAAAAUACACAUCAUAUUAUUGUAUGUAGUUUUAGUAUGCAAAGUAAGUGUGUACCUAAUAUUACUUUAUUAUUUUAAGGUUAUUAGAUUGAAUGUUAAAGUAAAAAUGUAGCCAAUAAGGCUAACAAGA